AUGCUGUUGUUCAUCUUCCUAACAGUUCUGGCUCUGGGUGCCACGUCUCCUUCAGGUGAUGGGGAAGUGAAGCUACAGCGAGGCAACUGUCCGCAGUUCUGGUUCAGCUUCGACGGCCGCUGCUACAAAUACGUGGCCACACACGCGACCUGGGCUGACGCUGAGCUCUACUGUGUGUCCCAGAGGGCCAACCUGGUGUCCAUCCACAGUCACGCUGAAAGCAAUUUUGUCAAAGGUCUGAUCGAAAAUUAUGAUCAUUCUGAGGGACCCACCUGGAUUGGACUGAGUGACCUUCAUAAGGAAGGGCGAUGGAUGUGGUCUGAUGGAUCCCAAGUCAAUUUCCUGUUUUGGUCUGUAGGACAGCCUGACAACCAUAAUUGGAAUGAACACUGUGUACACACCACCGGCGAAGCUUCAAAAUGGAACGACGCAAUAUGUACGACAGCUCAUCCUUAUGUCUGUGCAUCCCAAGUGAAUUGCAGUUGA
Messenger RNA from Sphaeramia orbicularis (orbiculate cardinalfish), 486 nucleotides. RefSeq names its product galactose-specific lectin nattectin-like. The transcript has a single exon. NCBI's taxonomy places the organism in Eukaryota, Metazoa, Chordata, Actinopteri, Kurtiformes, Apogonidae. Bases 1 to 486 code for a protein of 161 amino acids. The record is from RefSeq and is a predicted model, not a curated record.